AUGGAAGACGACGUUGCGGGGAGUGCCAGGCACCGGCCCUUAGUGGACAACGGAUUUCCCUCCUACGUCACCCGCACCUACACUUCACUAACGCUGCUCCCGGAACAUCUUCCACCUCACGGCCGCUCCCCCGCAACAACAUACCUCAUGUCUGGAAAUCCAAUACCAAACCUGCUCUCACUCCGCGGAGCGAGAGGUGGCCGGGUUGGUCGCGGGCGCGGAAGAGGUCCCGGCGGCGGCCCCUCAUUCUCGGGCCCGACUCACGAUCAGACGAUUCAAGGAACUGACGAUGACGCUGCCGGCUCACGUUUGAGUUCUGUCAAUGUGGGAUAUCUCGCCGACCCAUACGCACACUUCUUUGUCGAUAACAUCAAUGGACCCCCUCCAAGGAGACUCCCAAUCAUCAAUCGAGGCACUUAUACGAGGACCACUGCUCUCGAUAAUCUCAUUGACAGCUUCUUGGACGAGUCUGACAGUGCGCAACCCGGUUCAAAUGAGAGACAAAUUAUUUCACUAGGCGCUGGCACCGACACACGCCCAUUCCGUCUCUUUCCCAGGGCAAAAAGGCCUCAGCUGGUCUACCAUGAGAUAGACUUCUCAGUCACAGUUCGCAAGAAGGCACGUAUAGUGCAAGCAGCCCCUCCAUUGCGAAACAUCCUCGGAGUCCCCUCGGUCGAGGAAGACGGUUCAUGGGGCUGUCAGCCAUCUGCGUCAGACAAAUACUAUUGUCAUGCACGGGAUCUCCGAGAAAUGGUGCAAGACGGCGCAACACCUCUUGCGGGUAUCAGAACAGACAUUCCUACUCUACUCAUCUCAGAAUGCUGCCUCUGCUACCUAGAGACAUCUAUAACGAAGCAAGUCGUAUCUUUGUUUGAGCAAAAGAUUCCGAAUAUCGCCAUUGUGGUGUACGAACCAAUCAGGCCUGACGACCCUUUCGGCAAAAUGAUGACCUCCAACCUCGCAGCAAGGAGAAUACGCAUGCCUACUCUGGAGAAUUACAAGCUGCCGCAGGAUCAGACGCAGCGUCUCCGCGAUGCAGGCUUCGAACAUGCCAAGGCGCUGACCGUGGAACGGAUUUGGGAAAGCUGGGUGCCAAGUGAGGAAAAGGAGAGAGUGGACCGUUUAGAGGGCCUCGACGAAGUGGAGGAGUGGAAGCUGUUGGCUGACCACUACGUUAUCGCAUGGGGAUGGAGAGGCGCCGGAUUUACGAUGGGAAAUGCCGACGGGGAGUUGAACCUCUCCCAUGUCGUCUCUUCCGAGUUGGUCGCUGUAAAAGCAGAGCUCACCUACUUUGACGGUUUAACCCAACUAUCUCGGCCAACACCUUCCCAGCCCGGCGUCUUUUCCGUUCCCGCGUCGGUUGGAAGCCGGCCCACGGCUUCCGACUUCCUGAUUGUCGUUGCAAACAAUGCAAGUGAGCCAACCUCGCCCGAGGAGGUGCUUUUUCCCUCAUCCAACACGUUUCUGUCUUCUUGCUUCUGUUUCGACUGCGAUAUCUACCGAGCGACUGAAGCGACAAUGGCCGCGAGAAUACUGGACAUACUUCCGGCUGAGACUCUCAUCAGCAUCGCGGGGCAUCUCGACGGCAUUGCCGGACCGGAUUUGUCCUCCUUUUCCCUCACCAACAAAGCCUUUCAUACAGCCGCCGCUUGCUUCUUGUUCCGCGACAUCCACAUCCUCGUCAAGCAUCCUCGGAGACUACAGCGCGAUGUCGAUUCCUGGCUCGCAAUUCUGGGACGCACAAACUCCGCCAGGCAUGUCAGGCGCCUGAAGAUGACCUUCCUGGACAAGUCGCUCCCUCACAGUGAUCUCUACUCGCCUGAUCGACACAUGAUACUACCGGUUCCAAAGGAAACCUCGCUCGAUUUCAAGCAUAGGUCGCCCGAGAACCGACGCCUCCGCGAUGCCUUUGUCGAUCCCGAAGCGUGGACUCCCAUGAUCAGACUGCUCGAAGCCCUGCCCGGACUGACCAACAUGGUCAUUGAACAUGAGAGCAGCUUUUCGCCUCUUCUCCUCGAAACCAUUCGCACGCAUCACCCAAGUUGUCGGCUAGAACUCAAUGGUUUCGAUCUUCACUGCAGCGAAGGCGCUGCGAUCAAUGCGCAUGAUGUUGCACUUCUACUUGCACCCCAAUUGCAUAGCAUCUCUAUGAAAGAGUAUUACCAGACGUCCAUUGCACAUACAAACGAAUCGGUUAUGCUACGUCUCAUCGGAGGCCUAUCACCGAAUCUCAAGACAGUAAAGCUGGAACCAUUCUUCGGAGGCAGACAUAAGCGAAAAUACGACGCAGAUUUCGAGAAUGAGUUGCAAGCGUUGAUCGCGCAAAUACUCGACCACAGUCUCAUACCUGGAAAGGAUCUGUCAAGGAUUUUGAAGUCACCUGAGCUUGGUUCACUGCGUUCUCUGACACUACAGAAAACCAAUCCCGAUAGGCUCAUGGCGUGGUUCAGGGCAACGGACUUCGCGGCACUGCGUCAUCUGAGAUUGACCGCAAGUCCUGGAGAGUUACCAUGGCUUACAACGCAUGCCAGAUUCCACAAACUCGAAAGUCUAGAGUUAAACUACAAUGAAGUUGUCGUUGACCCCCGACCUGCUUGGGAGGGGGUCGCGAACCGUGGAGACGUCGCUGUUGAGUUCCUAGCCAUCAUGCCAGCCUUAACAUCCCUCUCGCUCGAGGGCAGAGUACCUUCACCAGCCGUCCAGUUUGCGUUGUCCAAAUUUGGAGGAUGCCUGCGCAAACUAAGCAUUCGGCCCUCCUACGGCUCUCAUUCUAUGCAGGAGUAUCCCAGAAUCGCGCCGCAGGACUUAUGCGUGCUGUCUAAGACAUGCAUGAGGGUGCAGGAUCUGACGGUCACGAUCACUGUACCUACGUUCCAAAUAAGCUCACCAGAGAUGAUAGAGGCAAGUGAGUCUCUUGGGCGGAUGCGGAGCCUCCGAAAUCUCUACCUGACACUUCGACAUUCUGAACUUGAAGUGCGGGCUGGAGAUGGCGGGUGCAGACGAAGAGCUCGUGCGUAUCAGAGAAAACACGGAACGACGAAAGAGGCAGAUGCGGCGGGGGUGACACCCGCGGAGGUUGCCAAGUCGAUCUGGGAGACAAUAUGUGGACAAGGCUGCCGCUUGGAGUUACUUCAGCUUGACACUAUAGGUGACUGGGGUGGCACACGCAAGUCUGACCGUGUUCAUCAGAUUCGUAGAGUCGGAGCCAUGGGUGAAGGUUUGGUGGAGACCGCCUUAGGCAGAGUUCAUCUGAGACUCGACAUGAAAGUGCGGAUAUCGACAUAUUUGCCAAUUUUCGACAUUGGUGUCUGUCACUCAACGCCUCUACAAUGCGAAACUGACUUAUCAUUGAAUGAGCACUACUUCAUCGGAAUCGUCCUCGUACCAGGACUGAGUUCAACAAGAAACAUCACUUCCGAUAGACACUUGACGCAAAAGGUUUUCAAUGAUCGUACCAAGGCACGGGAGAAGCUCGUUGCUGACCUUUUGACGGGCGGGGAACUCCCGUCCACCAACCCAUCACCAUAA
Colletotrichum lupini is the source of this 3528-nucleotide messenger RNA. Its product is annotated as leucine carboxyl methyltransferase. NCBI's taxonomy places the organism in Eukaryota, Fungi, Ascomycota, Sordariomycetes, Glomerellales, Glomerellaceae. Gene Ontology annotation, molecular function: protein C-terminal leucine carboxyl O-methyltransferase activity. Gene Ontology annotation, biological process: C-terminal protein methylation. The transcript has 12 exons. The record is from RefSeq and is a predicted model, not a curated record. Bases 1 to 3528 code for a protein of 1175 amino acids.